Molecule: messenger RNA, 4467 nt
Organism: Owenia fusiformis
Lineage: Eukaryota; Metazoa; Annelida; Polychaeta; Sabellida; Oweniidae
Source: the annotation of a GenBank genome assembly
AAUAAAUUAGCUCAAAAGUCCCGGAUAUUGAAUUAUUUGGAAAUUUUCCCAACCUGACUGCUAACGUCGCACAUAUUUACAAAUUUCAAGCGAUCCUCAAGAGUUUCCUGUGCCUGAGAUGGAGGGGGAACACACUGUCCCAGUGGGACCCCCAGACUAUGUAGAAAAUGGGGACCACCAAGAAAAUCAAAACAACCAAGGGAAUCCAGACAACUAUGAAAAUCCAGAAAAUAAAGAGAAUGCUAAAUAUAAGGACAACCAAGAAGAUAAUGAGAGUGAUGAAAACCAAGAAGAGGAAUAUGGUGAAGUUAUCCAACUUGAAACAGAAACAAUACCAGAAUUGGAUGAUUUGAAUAUACCUGACCAGAAAACACAGGAAAUGAAUGAAAUAUUUAAAAAGUUCAUUUACGUGCAAUUAAAAAAUGAUCAUCAGAUUCAAGACAUUAUUCCAGAAGGCGGAGGUGAGCUCCAGUCCAGCAGACCUGGCGUAGAAGAAACAUUAAGAGUUGCCAGACAUCUUGCUACACUUGGGGAUGAUCUGGGCACAAGAUAUGAUGCUCAGUUUACAGAAAUGAUUAAUGCCAUCCCAAUGUCUCCACAAACAGGGAGAGAAGCUUUCAUUGGCAUUGCUAGACAGCUUUUCAGUGAUGGUGUUGUGAAUUGGGGUAGAAUAGUAACUCUAAUGGCAUUCAGUGGCCGUCUCAGUGUCCAUGCAGCUCGUCAGGGGUCCGCAGCAAUGGCACAUAAUAUAAGUGGCUACAUGACAAGGUUUUUUGUACAAGAAGACAUCCCUAAGUGGGUGGAUGAUCACGGAGGCUGGGAAAAUGCUUUUAACAUGGGGUCGAAGGAAGAGGUAACAUUUGAUGUGCUACUAGAUAGACCAGAGUACUUAGAGGCUUACCAAAGGGCAAGAGAGGAGGGAACCCGUCAUGUUUAUCAGGCUAGGGUAAUGAUUGUUGGUCAAUAUGGUGUAGGGAAAACUAGUCUAAGGAAGCGCUUGUUGGAUGAAGGUUUUAGCAAGCAGUACAAGAUCACUGAUGGCAUACAAGUGGACCCCUCAGCCUGCUCUGUAGAUAUCAAGAAUUCUGUCAUUUGGAAGACUAAGGCAAAAGGGUUUAAAGCAGGAGAAGAUACAAAUGACCCUUUAGAAGUUUACGAGAGUGAAGUUGCUAAAAAUUUAUGGCACGCUUUCAAUGAUGGAACAUCUGUGGAUGGUCCCGUGAUUCCUGUUUCUCAAGGUGCUAAAACAACUAAUGGACUGAAACCUAAGGAGUCUCGUAAAGGUACAGAUACCAUUGACAAUGUGAUAACAAAAGAGCAUGUCACUCCUGUGAAUACAGAUAAGCCUGGAACAAGCUCAGAUUACAACAAUAGCACCAACAAUAGAGAGACUCUCAGAACUGAUGGUGACUCUAGUGCCCCAGACUACAUAUCAAAGAUACCUGAGAGUAUUAAGAACAAGUUUCUGAGUUUAACCGAAGAUGUCACAAAGCAGAUUCGUCAACUUGGUGGACUGAAUGGGGAUUCAUCUGAAGAUGAGAAGCAGUUGAAGUUAUCAUUCUGGGACUUUGGCGGCCAACAUGUCUUUUACACAACGCACCAGACAUUCUUGACUAACAGAGCCAUCUAUCUGUUAGUUGUGGACCUCACUAAGGACCUGGAUGAGAAAGUUGAGACAUUCAGACAGUCCCGUUCAGGGACGAAACUUGACACUACUGCUCCAGAGACUGUCAAAGACUACCUUGACUACUGGUUGAAUUCAAUUCACACUCAUGCUGGGAAGUCAUCUUCUGGGUCAGAAUCUCUGAGUCCACCUGUCAUAGUUGUAUGCACACAUAAAGAUGCUGUCAGUAUGGAAUAUCACAUGAAGCAGCCAUACAUGUCCAGAUUUAAAGCAUGGUGGCAAGGAGCUGUACUCUAUGACACAGAACAACAGUCGCAACAUAUAGAGAACUAUUUUCACAAGAUAGAUAUGAACCUACAAGACAAAGUUUACUAUCGUCAUGUCUGCCCAAGAUACUUCGCCGUUGAUAACCAAUACAACGGAGAUCCAGAGCUUGACUGUCUGAAGAAAAUGAUCGUAAAACUCGCAGAAGAUCAAGGAUUCUGGGGGCAGGAAGUACCCAUUAAGUGGCUGGUGCUUGAGAAGAAGCUCCGUGAAUUCAAAUUGGAAACCCCUGAUCGAAAGGCACGGCAUUUUCUUGAGUUUGAUGAAGUGGCAGAGAUUGGUUUCAAGGAGGGUAUGGACGAAGACUCAGUCAGAGCUUGUUUGGGAUUUUAUCACUCUGUGGGAGACAUGAUUUACUUCAAUGAAAUCAACCUCAAUGAUCUGGUGAUACUGGAUCCUCAGUGGUUGAUUGAUGUUUUCAAAAGCAUUAUAACAGUACCAGAAUUCCACAGGGUUGUAAGUGGGAGUGGACGGAACAGCCGUAUCUACUGGGAGAAGCUUGAUAAAGAAGGACUGCUCGAGGAGGAGUUGAUUGACAUUGUAUGGGAAGAGCAAAAUACUGAGAUAUCCAAUCACAAAAAAGUAUUGAUAGAAUUUAUGCAAAAGUUUGACUUGAUUUGUCCAUUGAAAAAUAACCCAGGAUAUAGUCAAAAGAAACGACAGUUCUUUGUGCCUUGUUUGCUGCCUAAGCCGGAACCUAGUGAUAUAAUUAAAGACAAACCAUUAGCUGGCCCUACAAUAUUCUACCAAUUUACCUUCCUCCCCAAUGGACUCUUCCAUAGACUAGUUGCCAACAUCUGUCUUGAAAAGAGCUGGCCUUUAUAUGGGAAAAACGUGUUCUUUGAUUACGCUAGAUUUGAAGUUGGUAAAGGGGCUCAUGUGUUAACGAUCCUAGCCCAAGACAAUCACCUGGAAUUAAAAAUUCAUACCUUAUCCGAUGAUGUAACGGAUAAGGACAAUAACUUUAUGUGUAUGAGGAUACGCAAGGAUAUAGAGGCAAUGCUGAAGUCCACGAUACAGAAGUAUUGUCCCAGUGCAGGCUACAAGGUAUCUGUGAGGUGUAGAUGUCCUGGGGUGCCAGAAGAGAACCAACUCAUCGUGCCUGUAUCCGAGAUGGAUAUCAUCUUAAGCCAAAAUAAGCUGUGUGAACUUCAUCACAAUACCAUUAAGCUUCAGUCGUAUGAACUAUGGUACCAAACUGUACAAAUCUUCAAACCAGUGCCAACUAAACCAAAGGAAGCUAAACCCAAACCAACAAGAAAGAAGUCAAGUAAAAAGUCCAAAAAACAAAGACCAAGUGAUACAGAUGAUGAGCUUUCUGCCUCAGACUCUGACUCAGAUGGCUCUAAUCUAGAAGAUACUGACAGUGAAGACAAUGAAGAUGAUGGUGAACUUCAUGUCCACAAAUCUACUCAAAAAUUCUACAAGAAAUGGUAUAACCACAAAGGGGCCUAUUGCAAUAUUUCAAUGCCAAGAGGGCGGUGUUUAAUCAUCAAUAACUACACCUUUAAACCGAAAAUGUCAAACCGUGAUGGCACAGAGCACGAUUUGAAGAGACUUAAACAACUAUUCAAAAUAUUCAAAUAUACAGUUGUUGUGAAAACUGAUCUUACUGCUGGAGAUAUACGAAAAGUAUUAAUUGAAGAAAGAAAUCGCAGCAUACAUGCCAUGUAUGAUUCGUUUGUUUUGGUGAUUCUCUCACAUGGCACUGUGGAUGCUGUAUAUGGUGUGGACAAAGAAACAGUACCAUAUAAGGAGAUUUACAACUUCUUCAAUGGGGAGAACUGCAAAAAUCUAGUCGGCAAACCCAAAAUCAUCAUAAUCCAAGCUUGUCAAGGCAGUAAGAAGGAUGAUGGAGCUGUUGCCGAUGGUGACGAGGAUGAGAACAUUGAUGAUAUAGACUCAAGCUCUCCCCCUGAACCAACUAUUGAAUCGGCAUCAAUGGAUGAGGCUCCAACACCUCUAGAUGAGGUAGACAGUCCUGAUGGAGCACAGAAAUCCCCAACCAUGGCAGACUUCUUCAUAGCUACUGCUACAACACAAGAUUAUGUGUCUUGGCGUAAUAAAGAAACAGGAACCUGGUUCAUACAAGCCUUGGUGCACAUUUAUAGAAAGUAUGCCAGCAGAAAGGAUAUAAAUACUAUGUCUACCAAGAUCAACAAUGUUGUUGCAUCAAAUACAAGUAUGUCUGGCAAGAAACAAAUUCCAAGUUUCAACAACCAGCUGACAAAAGACUUUUAUUUCUUCCCUGGACACUGAUACCAUUGGAAAGCUGAACUAACUAACUUGAUAUCAUUGGAAUAAUGUACACUGAUACCAUUGGAAAGCUGAACUAACUAACUUAUUAAGAGCUAACUGAUUGAUACCAUUGGAAAGCUGCACAUUGAUAUCAUUGGAAUGAUGUACACUGAUACCAUUCUAAAGCUGAACAUUGAUGCCAAUGGAGAGAGGGGUGAUCAAGAACUAAUAGAUUGAUCUUGUAUGAAUUGCUUGUGAAACACUGACACAUAGCAGAUAUA